Molecule: messenger RNA, 3307 nt
Organism: Electrophorus electricus (electric eel)
Lineage: Eukaryota; Metazoa; Chordata; Actinopteri; Gymnotiformes; Gymnotidae
Gene: shisa2b
Product: shisa family member 2b
Source: RefSeq, a predicted model, not a curated record
GCUGUAACGUAGUGAACGGAGAGGGGGGGGGUUCACGCUCAACUUCUUGGUAGAUGACACCUGGGAAAUCCUUGAUCGCAUUGUAGAGGGUCAGUCAUUAGCAGAGCUCUGAAAAGGAGACUUCUGAGCAAGUAGUACCCCAUGACAUGGAUUAGUGAGGAGAAAACCCUAACUUGCUUGUCUGGUGGAAAAGAAAGGGAUUUCGUGAGAACGCAUGCAGAGAUUGAGCGUGUGGAUUACAUACAAAGUCGGUGUUGGUUUCGCUGUAUCUCUGGGGAAGAUAUUUGAGAAGUGUAUUUUCAGGAGACAUGGACUGCCUCGCUUCCGCAACAAAGUUCAGCUUGAAAUGGAUUGAUUCACAAUUUGCCUGAGGUCCCAAAAGUUUGUAUUAGUCGCGCUGGAUGUACCGAUUUUUAAAUCCUCCUUGCUUACAGAAAAAAAGAAAAGGGGGGGAAAAAGCUCCGUUCGGGCAUUAAUUCACGUUAAGUAUCCUGUUUGUCUUUCAUUCAAAUUAAAACUGCUGAAAGUAUUGCGACGACUGGAGGAUACUUCUGGAAACUUUAAUCGCACGCUUGUGGAUGUAUUAAACUAAUCGCGGGAUUUCUGUCAAAUGACAUUAUUAAGGUUAUUUAUUUGGUUACAUUUAGGCGCAUCACCUCCUUUGAACAUACUUAUUUGUGAAGUUACUGACUUAAUCGGUGUAAAGGAACGAACCAAAAGGUUUUUGCUACGGAGCAUAUCUCUGGUGGUAGGAUGCAAGGCAUAGAAUUCCCGAUGGCCGUUGCUGUGGUUUUGACUCUUUUAACUGUUAUUCACGUUAAGGCAAGCGGAGAGUAUUGCCAUGGUUGGCAAGAUCCGCAAGGUGCCUGGCGAGAAGGUUUCCAGUGCCCGGAGCGCUUCGACAGUGCCGAGGCCAUCAUCUGUUGUGGAAAAUGCGAGCUCCGCUACUGUUGCUCUAGCACAGAAGCCCGGCUGGACCAGGGGACCUGCGAUAAUGACAAGCAAACUCAAGAACCUAACACUGGAAACAAGGACGGCAAAAAUACGGGAGCAGUGCCCAUCUAUGUGCCUUUCCUGAUCGUUGGCUCAGUCUUCGUGGCAUUUGUGUUGCUAGGCUCAGUGGUCGCCGUGUGCUGCUGCCACUGUCUCCGCCCCAAACAGGAACUGGCCUCUGGGGGCGGGUCAGGGUCUGGCUCUGGCAGUGGGCGUCUCCUGGAGUCCAUCCCCAUGAUGUCCAGUACGAGCACCUCGCGCGGCUCCUCCUCCCGCCAGUCCAGCACAGCCACCUCCUCCAACUCCUCGGCCCCGCCCACCGUCUCGCGGCCAGCCCCCGCCCCCGUGCUGCGGGCGCAGGCCUCCUGCUGCCUUCCCCCUGAUGCCAGCGUCUAUGUCAACAUGCCCACCAACUUCUCUGUGCUCAACUGUGCGCAGGCCACGCAGAUCCUGCCUCACCAGGGGCAGUUCCUCCACCCGCAGUACAUCGGCUAUGCCCACCCCGUCUCCCCAGCACCAGCCUUCCUGGACCCCACGCAAGGGGCCUACAGGCCCUUGCAGUCCCCCUUCCCCCCACCCACCAGUGUCGCCAGUGUCACCAGCCUGACCAAUGAGCAGAAGCAACCUCCUGUGACCGUGUGAGGACACACUGGGGCCUGCGUGCCACUCAGCCCACCCGUAAUAGGACCCUUGUUGUCAGGCGACGAGAGCGGGCUGUGCAGAGGGUCCAGGCCACGGAGGGGCAGAAUGAAAGUCGCAUGAAGGGGAUGUGCUAACAUGGGCUGCUUAGGUCCUGUUGUUGUGUGUCACGUGUGUAGCACAGGUCAAUUUGUGUGAGUGUGUGAGUGUGUGGGUGUGUGUGUGUGUGUGACUGUGUGUGUGUUCAGGGUUGAGGGCUGUCUUAGAAACCCUGGAACACUUAAUGCACUCAUGUGAUUAUACAACACAGUUCCAAUCAACUUGGACAGGGGGUAUUGCCAACAUAUGUUCAGCACAAAAUGAAUGUAAGCUAUGAUAAAGUUUGUGUAACAUUAUUUGCAAAGCACAUGUGUUCUCUGCAGUCAAGAGGAGUGGGUACCACCAUGUUGGUAAUGCCCUAUGAAUGUGUGAGACUGCAAAUGUUUGCUUUGUAUUAAAUGUAGCAUAUGUGUGGGUAUCCCUGCAGAGUGUGUUUGUGUAGCCUCCAUACAUGUUCCUUAGAAACGUGUGAGGAACUCGAAUGUGUGAGUAAUUUUGUGUGUUUGUGAGUGUUUCAGUGUAUGCGCUGUGCAGUACAUGUAGUGUGUAAUGGGAAUUACAGGUGCUGUAAUGUGAAAAGCAGUUCAGGCUCCCAGUUGGACACUUAAACUCUAAUGAAGUGAGCACAAGACACAGACUGUGACGCUCCACCCCCUGACCACUGCCCUGACCAGAAUACACACACGUGCGCACACACACACAAACACACACUCCCACACCCAUACCAAGGAGCUCACUCAAGAGGGAAGAUGGAAACACACUAAACAUACUCCUCACAGUGCCAAGGAACCCUCUUAACAGAAAUAUACAAAUGUAAAAGUAUGUGUGUGUCCUCAACAUAGCUAUGAUCGGCAGUCUUCAGAAGGCAGCCGAGUUAAUUAUGCAGUAAAAACUGUCUGCCAAGUGUUCCCCUUCACUAAGUCUCUCUCUUGUGAAAGAGGUGUGUGUGUCUUCGUGCCACUUUUUCUCUCAGUCUGUUAGCAUAAGGUACACAUAAGUAGUAGUACCAUAAUGUUCCAGAAUAUUUAAUCUGAAGUGGGCUUCUUUCAGCAGGUAGAGGACAGCGAAACACUACUGAGCAAAAACUCUCAAACUCUCAGUCUGUGGGAGAUGAAGCCUUGUAUAUUGUUGCCAAAACAUGCCCUUAAACUGUUACUUCCAGACUUUUACCUGGUGGGGAGCCACAGAAUACACUCCAAUUCCAUGAUGCAAGAAAACUGCUUUAGGAUGUGUUUCUGUUGUGCCACAUUGGAAGGACUUAAAGUAGAAGAGUGGAAGCCAGGUCAACAAAACCUUCAUCCUCCUCCCAACCCCCCACCCCAACGCCAGGCAAAACCAAAUGGAGACAACACAGGGCUGAAAAAAACAGUGAGCUGCAUUUUGGUUUCAACUAAGAAGGCCACACAGAGGCUGCCAUUGAGUCUAUGAAACAUUUCAUGUCACAAAACUGUGUCUGCGUCCAAUAAUGUCAGAGAGUCAAACAGAAUGGUUACUCUGAUUUAAAUGUGUGAAAACAGGGCCACCAUAUUUCAUCUUCAUAUGAAUUGUAUUAAUUUUUAAUAAAUAUUAAAGUGUG